This is a messenger RNA of Phaeodactylum tricornutum CCAP 1055/1, 855 nucleotides long. RefSeq lists its product with no specific name. Gene Ontology annotation, molecular function: peptide-methionine (S)-S-oxide reductase activity. The record is from RefSeq and is a predicted model, not a curated record. Bases 1 to 855 code for a protein of 284 amino acids. The transcript has a single exon. NCBI's taxonomy places the organism in Eukaryota, Bacillariophyta, Bacillariophyceae, Surirellales, Neidiaceae.
AUGAGACGAACGCUCACAACGCUAGUAGUAGCUGCUUUCGUCUCGGCUUUGGUCGAGGCUCUUACUUCCGAUGGUAUUCAUCAUUCUGAAACGCUAUCUCGACACGCAUUCUUUAAGAAAGUCGCCACCACCGCGGCAAUCGUUACGUCGGGCUCUCUGUCGCUAGGGCCCAACAUUGCCGUUGCUACCGCAGGCGAAGAGGAGGAUAUCGCAGUGUAUUUCGGAUGCGGGUGUUUCUGGCACGUCCAGCACGAAUUGGUCGAGGCCGAAAAAACUAUUCUGGGCCGAUCGGACAACGAGUUGACUGCACGGGCGGGCUACGCCGGAGGCACGAAAGGUGCCAAAGACGGUAAGGUUUGCUACCACAAUGCGGCGCAAAUUGCGGAUUAUGGAAAGCUGGGUCAUGCUGAAGUUGUACGCGUCAACAUCCCUCCGUCGGCCUUUCCACUGUUUGCGGCAGAAUAUUGCAAACUGUUCAGCAAAGAAGGCUAUCGAGCAGACCAAUGGGGUGACCGGGGAUCGGAGUACCGGAACCUAGUGGGCAUUCCUGGAGGUCUAAACUCAGUAUAUGCCAAGCAACUGGUAGAAACGUCUAUCAAAGAAGGUGACAAACUCGAUUUUGCAAAAGGGAAAGGUGACGACCCCGACGCGCGCGCUUUGAGCUUCAUCAUGGAUACUAGAGACUUCCCCUUCUUUACUGCGGAACAAUAUCACCAAUUCCAUGAUGGAUUUGCUGCCGGCGAAAAUUACCCCAACUCUUAUAAUGCGUUGGCUUCCAAGUACGCGAAGGAAGGAAAUCUUGGGAAUAGUGAUUGCCCAAAUGGCCUUCUUGGGAUCGGGGCACUUGGACUGUGA